CUCUAACCAUAACGCUGAUCUGAAAAUUAAUUUUAACAUGACAUAAUUUAGCUCUGAAUCUUCACUUAGCUUCUACCAUCCUUUACAUAAACACUGACUUAAAUGCUAUAGAUAAAGGACUACCUUAGACAGCAUCCUUCUGAAGUAAAAAGCCUUGAUGCCUCUGGAAGUAAGACCUAGUCCUCCAUCUCUCUAGGCAGACACCCAUCUGUAAUAAAACUUUCAAGCCAGAUUAAGAACAUUUUGAACAAGUCAAAGAUGUCGAGCAAGGAUAAAAAUUCUGAAUUCAUUACAGUGACUGAACGAAUUUUCAAAGAUAGCCAUAACCGUACAAUGGAAGAGAUCAAUCUCCUACGUAAGUUCCUUAAUAGGAAAUAAAACUCCUAUUAAGUUCAAGGAUAUUGAGAGCAAGUCCAAGAAAAUAGAUGAUGAUGCAUUCCAUGAGACUAAGGUCGAAAUCAAUAGGAUUGUUAAUAAGGAACUUAGAGAGAAGGAAGAGCUGAGAAAAUAAACAGUAUGAGAAAAAUUUCGGAGAAUUUGAAAUGCCAAAAGUCAAGGCUCCCAAUUUUUCUCACAGAAGCUCUUCACAGAUCCAGGCGGAGCUAGCUAAGGUGCCGUUUAAGUGCAGAAUUACUAAUUAUUGUGGGGAAGAUCAAGCGUAUUUCAGGUUUAAGAACAACACCUUGCUACAGAAAGAAGACUCUCCUGAUAUCCAGAAGAUUCUUCCUGAAAUCUCUCAAAAUGUGAUGAAGAUACAGACUGAGAAUUUAGAGUUGAAGAAAAUAAUUUCAAAAUAAGUCUUCAAGGAAGAAGAAGCUCAAGAAGUUAAAGAUUGGUCUCAACAAAUCGACUAAUCUAGAGUUAGAUCAAAACAUGUUUGAUCAGCCCAAGAUGAGCCUGGAUUAUAGCACUAAUAAGGGCAAGAAGAUGUCGAAGAUUCUUGAUUCAGGAGAGAGUAAAUAAAUUCCGCUCUAUUGAUAUGCGAGCUGGCAGUAUGUUCAAGACACCUGUUAAUACUAAUACCAAAAGACUGAGGGAGAAGUCAAGCAAGGAAUAUAAGAAAUCUUUGAGGUAUCUCAAUAGAUCAGUAGUCAGCCACCCAUCCAAAGUGAAACUCCCAGCUAAAUCUUUUCUCACAUCUAAUGAGGACUUCCUGAAAAAUCCUAACUCUAAAUCUAAGAAGAAGUUAGGGCUCUCGAUAAUUAAGUUAGCAAGAGAGGUCUCCAAAGAGAGUUUAGAAAAUCGUGAUAAGGUUAAUACCAUUAUCACUGAAUGUGACAACUACAGGAAGAAAGAUAGGGUCUCACCUAUAAAAUAAACUAGAACACGAGCGGUUUCUCGAAAAUUAUUACCAAACAAAUUUUAACGAAACAGUUAACUUGAUGAAGAAGUUUAAAACUUCAGAUCCUAAUAUCCUCCUCAGAUUCUAUAACUACGAAACUAUAAAGAGGGAUGAGGAGAUGGUGAGAGUUGCAGAGGUGGCAAAGAAGUAUAAAAAAGAUAUCACAGACCCCUGUCGUACCUUAGCUGUAUUGGAAAGAAUAGGAAAUGCUCAUAAGGGUAAUCCUCAUUUGUAA
Molecule: messenger RNA, 1577 nt
Organism: Moneuplotes crassus
Lineage: Eukaryota; Ciliophora; Spirotrichea; Euplotida; Euplotidae
Source: the annotation of a GenBank genome assembly